This is a messenger RNA of Carcharodon carcharias (great white shark), 4039 nucleotides long. It is a transcript of the gene epor, whose product is annotated as erythropoietin receptor. Gene Ontology annotation, molecular function: protein binding; cytokine receptor activity. The record is from RefSeq and is a predicted model, not a curated record. Lineage: Eukaryota; Metazoa; Chordata; Chondrichthyes; Lamniformes; Lamnidae. The transcript has 8 exons. Gene Ontology annotation, biological process: positive regulation of cell population proliferation; hemopoiesis; cytokine-mediated signaling pathway. Gene Ontology annotation, cellular component: external side of plasma membrane; membrane. The coding region runs from base 400 to 1839 and encodes 479 amino acids.
AUCUUGUAAGAUUAGCGAAGCAGCCUCAUGUUGGUGUGUGUUUACUGGUCUCAGAACACUUCCAGGAGCUAUCGGGCACACUGCACGUUCACAACUGGGAAAACUCGCACCAUGGUUCAUCCUCACUGCCACCAGAAAAUAGGAUCUUACCUCUUUGUAUUAAGCGCUGCUGCUGUCCUUAAAGCAAGAUCACUGAAUUUGGAAAACAACACAGCAGGAGGAUCAGAAUCGUUGAGCUGCUUCACUAAAACGCUGGAAGAGUUCUUCUGUUUCUGGGAUGAAUGGAAUGGCGGCAACAACAACAAAUACAGAUUGUCCUACCAGUACCUGUACCAAUCUUUCGGCAAUGUUUCUUGAUCCGACAGGGAUGAUGGGGAGAAGAAAGAAUGUCCACUAUCCAUGGAAAGGAUUGGCGACAACAUGAUCCGAUACAUCUGUACAUUUCCAAUGAUGGAUGUUUCUUUGUUUGCUCCACUGGAAAUUGAGGUGUCAUUAAAUUCAAGUGUGAUAACGAGCAGACAGGACAUCUACAUCAACAAGUUAGUUAUUUUAGAUCCACCAUCUAAUGUCACAGUACAGCGGACUGGGAAACCUGACCAGAUUCAUGUCAAGUGGUCAGCACCUCAGUUGAAGUACCUGGAAAACUCAUUAAUGUAUGAAGUCAACUUUUCUUCAGUUGGUUCCAAUGUACAAAAGGUGGAGACCAUCAAAAAGAAGACAGAAUGCAUCAUUACGAAGCUCAAAUCCCAGACUGAGUACCUUGUCAGUAUCCGUGCGAAGCCUGAUGGACUCUCCAUAGAUGGCUAUUGGACUGUAUGGUCCGAGCCUGUGUCUGUCAUUACAGAUUCAGACCUGGAUCCGUUGAUUCUAAGCUUAUCAUUGGUCCUUGUCAUGAUCAUUAUGUUGCUGUUUCUGACUCUCCUCAUGACCCACCGCAGAGUGAUAAAGGAAAAGAUUUGGCCUCUGGUGCCCUCCCCUGAGAACAUGUUCGAUGGAUUGUUCACUGUGUACAGGGGGAACUUCCAGGAAUGGUUGGGCCGAAGCAGUGUGCAAAUUUGGUGGAACCUGCAGUUCUUCAGCACCAACGAGCCAGCUAGUGCCCUGGAGAUCUUGUCCGAGGUAAAGACGUUUCCACCAGACUUGGUCAAAAUCAAACAUCAGGAAGUCUUCCUGGACGAGCAAAGCUUCCUGGUCCCUGGAUUUGACCCGCUUAAGCUGCAGCGAGAGACCCUGAUGGAUGAAGGCAAGUUGCCUGCCAGAGUGCAGGUACCGUCUGACAACAGGGAGGCCUAUGUUAUCUUGAAUCAGAAUUUUUUAUCAGGUAACACCUCUUUGUCUGAUGCAUGUAGUCUCACUCAGAACAGCAACGAUGUCUCGGACGAAGAGAUGCCUUUGCAAUUGUUGUUUGAGAGCUCUGGAAUGAGUUCUCAGGAGGAUAAGUCUUCCACCAGAGGGGAAGACUCUUUGCAGGAUGCCUCAAUAUCAUGUCAGUCCUCACUGUCUAGUGGGAUAGAGCAAGGAAGUCCAGUGACGCUAACAUGUUUUGACUAUGCCAAGUGUGACUCCGGCGGGCAGUUGCUUUACCUGAAUCCAUUAAGAGUCAAGCUGGAGAGAGACAGAUAUUAUCCUUACCUUCAGAUGUCAGACUCUGGGGUUUCUGCUGAUUUCAGCAUCACGGACUUCCAGUUGCGUAGGAACACAGUGGACACGGGCGCUUACACAAACCUUUACAGGAGGGAAGAUUUUCCAGAGUGCACACAUGCCUCAGGCUCAGAAUCAUUCACAAGUUCACUUACCUUCAAAGCUUUUGUGAGUGAAAAAGAGGUGAGCUGCAGCUAAACUCAUCUUGGUAGAGACUUGACGUAAUGUAUUCCAUCGCCUGCUUCAUUUGGGUGGAAGGAAUGAAGCAAGCAAAUCCAUUGACGUGCAGGGUUAAUAAUUUAUAAUGCCACACAAAUCUGUAGAUAAGCAAGCAGUAGGAUCUGGAUCAGGACCAAUGUCUGAACCCAAACAAAGCCCUGUUACUCAGCGCAAGAAGGUUUGAUGUCAAUGCAGCAACUUGAAGAUGGGUACUGAUUGCGAAGAGCCAGUUCUUUCAGAGAAAGAACGUCAGUCUUAUUCCAUGAGGAAUUUGAAGAUAUUCAAGAUUCGGGAUUGUGUACGCACACCCACGCACACCGCACCCACAUAUCACACCACACCCACAUAUCACAUCACACACCACACACACACACACACACACACACAUGUCACACCACACAAACACACACAUAUACACACAGGUGGGAUGAUGGCAGACAAAUAGGAAAGGUGAGAAAGUCAGCAAAUUGGGAACGUUCAGUUCAAAGAAGAAGCAACAGAACAUGGAUCCAUACACUAGCCACUUAUUGCUAGAAUGCCUAUCUGAUCUUUGUGGUGUGUGAAGGUGAAAGCCAGAUGGUUGAGACUCACUAUGACUAAGGUGAAGACUAGGAAAUUGAAGUUCAUCUUGUUUGGAUAUUUACCGUAGAGAUAAGUAAGGACUCCAACCCAUUAUGCCACAGUGAGGUGAGCUUAGAGAGUCAUAAUCUCUCUGCAUAUAAACAGAAUAAGCAGUUAUGACAAAAAUCUUACUUAAUAAUCAUAUGACAGACAAGAAAAGCCACCUGAUGCUUUACUGGGGUUCACCUAGUGCCUUAAGCCACACUGAUCGUGAAGACUCCCAAGUUUCAUUGCAGACUGUGCAACAUUAGUUGGCCUCUGUUGAAGUGAUGAUAAGGAGUGUCUAAUUAGCCUCAGGCUAACCUCAUGGUGCCUCUGAGUUAGAAAGUCAUAGGUUCAAGUCCCACAAAGACUUGAGCACAAAAUCCAGACUGACCUUCCAGUGCAGAUCUAAGCAACUUCUACUUUCUGGAUGAGACAUUGAAUUGAGACCCUUCCUACCCUCUCAUGUGGAUGUAAAAGACCCCAGUGCACUAUUUUGAAGAUGAGCAUGGGAGUUAUCCCCAGUGUCCUGACCAAUAUUUAUCCUUCAAUUAAUAUCACCAGGAUAGAUUAUCUGGUCCUUAUCAUAUUGCUGUUUGUGGGAACUUGCUGUGUGAAAAUUGAUUGACAUUACAAAAGUGACCACACUUCAAAAAGUACUUAAUUGUCUGUAAAGCAUUUUGGGACAUCCUGAGGACGUGAAAGUUACUAUAUAAAUGCAAGUCUUUCUUUCGGUGAUCCUGGACUAGGGAGGCGAAAAUGGUUUUGCUCUCCAGACUUGAGUAAAUAUGCAAGGAUGUCAAGACUCUCACUCAACUGUGAUGAUUGCUGGCUUCAAAUGGGUGGUCACGACGCAAAAUAUGAAUAAGGACUAAUUCAGUGAGGUGCUGGAUGUCUGCAAAAAGUCAAUGCCUUCAGGAGAGGAAGGGAGGACUAAACAUUAGCAAGGAAAGGAACACCCCUUGAAUGGCAUGAGACAAAUGAAUUUUUGGAUAAACCGCACAGCUUAUCGUUCUUAAAAGUGUUGUCACAUCGAUGACUAGACAGUAUCAGUACCAGAGUCUGUGUUGGUGGAUAGAGAAGGGAGAAUGAAUGGUGUGUUCUUCAAAUCACAACACACCCAUAGGCUAGUUACAAAGAAUUUUGAGGGGCCUUUGCUGGGUAGGCCAUCCAAUAUGUUAUUUUUUUGCGUUGGAUGCUCACUGCAGUUGGGUGUUUUAUAUUGAUGCAGCGGGUACAGUGAAAUCUGUUCCCAGUUUUGACACUGAAGUAUUUUAAACUUACCAACGAUCACUGCUGCAGCAAAUUAAUGUGACUGGAACAUACAUCCCUCUCACUUUAAUUCCUGGAGAUUUAUCACCAAUGUGGCAGGGCUCCACCCUGGUGAAACCUCACCAUUCAAAACGAUACAAUUUUUAAGCUUGUCCCAUCCCAAGCACAGCAACCUUGCUUGAAAUAUUUCUCGUGUUCCACAGAGACUCACAGCAUUUUGUGUGCCCAGAACGAGGAAAACGGUAAAAACUGGGAAAUAAGAGCACUGGUCCGACCUGGUCUUGUAUACCUUAAAAUGGAACAC